GGAAGGCGGGGCUUGCGUUGCCAGAGUAACCAGAUCAUUGGUUGUGUUGUCGUCUUCCUGUGUACAGAUGUCUAUUUCCUGUGCUGAGACCCACAAACUAUGCUUGCAGGCCCAUAUCGACGUGGUGCUGUCUCAACACUAACCUGGAUCUGAAUCUCUCUGAAUGCUGGAGUCUGUUCUCCCAAGCGGUGGAGUUCUGUCUUGCAUCUCCUACAGGACCGCUUAGUAAUAGGUGUCUGCUGGCUCAGCUUCUAGUUCAUUUCAUACUUUCCAGAUCACUGUGUUUUAGCAGCAGCUGGCGUUGCAUCCGCGGGCAGUAUGAUAGCUGGUCAUCAGGGAAGAGGUUCCAGUUUGGUUUCUCCAUAUCUUGCACCCAAGAAUCAGAGUGAGAGAUUCGCUUUCAUUGCAGAGUGGUACGAUCCAAAUGCUUCCCUGCUCCGACGCUAUGAGCUUCUGUUUUAUCCCGUAGACAGAUCUGUUGAAAUGCAUGAUGUAAAGAAUCGUCGCACCUUCUUAAAGCGGACCAAGUAUGAGGACUUGCGCCUGGAAGAUUUAUUUAUAGGCAACAAAGUCAGUGUGUUUUCUCGCCAGCUGGUGUUGAUUGACUACGGGGACCAAUACACUGCCCGGCAGCUGGGCAGUAGGAAGGAGAAAACUUUAGCCCUGAUCAAACCAGAUGCAGUGUCAAAGGCCGGAGAAAUCAUUGAGAUGAUAAACAAAAGUGGAUUUACUAUAACCAAACUCCGAAUGAUGACACUGUCAAGGAAAGAAGCAACAGAUUUUCACGUAGACCAUCACUCAAGGCCUUUUUAUAACGAACUGAUCCAGUUUAUCACAAGUGGGCCUGUGAUUGCCAUGGAGAUCUUAAGAGAUGACGCGAUAAGUGAGUGGAAGAGGUUGCUUGGACCGGCAAACUCUGGGCUUUCUCGGACAGAUGCCCCCGGAAGCAUCCGAGCUCUCUUUGGGACAGAUGGCAUAAGAAAUGCAGCCCACGGCCCUGAUACUUUCGCAUCUGCUGCCAGAGAGAUGGAAUUGUUUUUCCCUUCAAGUGGAGGCUGUGGGCCAGCGAACACUGCUAAGUUUACCAAUUGCACCUGUUGCAUCAUUAAGCCCCAUGCGAUCAGUGAAGGAAUGCUGGGAAAGAUUUUAAUAGCUAUUCGAGAUGCAUGCUUUGGAAUAUCAGCAAUACAGAUGUUCAAUUUGGAUCGGGCUAAUGUUGAAGAAUUCUAUGAAGUCUAUAAAGGUGUAGUGUCUGAGUAUAACGAUAUGGUGACAGAGCUGUGCUCUGGCCCUUGCGUAGCAGUAGAAAUCCAACAGAGCAACCCUACAAAGACAUUUCGAGAGUUCUGCGGACCUUCUGAUCCCGAAAUCGCCCGGCAUUUACGACCUGAGACCCUCAGGGCAGUUUUUGGCAAAACUAAGGUUCAAAAUGCUGUUCAUUGCACAGACCUGCCAGAGGAUGGGCUCCUGGAGGUCCAGUAUUUCUUCAAGAUCUUGGAUAACUAGCUGUACAGAGUAAAGACGACACAGACUGAGACGCUCAGACAAGUGAGUCACACACAUGAGGAAUGUGUUCAUUCUUUUAUUGUCCGUUGUGUUAACCUGACUGACACAAGAUCAACAAGAGCACUGUACUCCUGGCAAUUAUUACAUAUGCUAGAACAUGGAUUUGCACUGUAGACAACAUUUAACACCAGUCUAUGGGGUACUGCAUUGCUUUUUAUAAAGUUCAAAAUAAAGAUUUUAUUUUCAAACAA
Mastomys coucha (southern multimammate mouse) is the source of this 1757-nucleotide messenger RNA. RefSeq names its product NME/NM23 family member 7 (gene Nme7). Gene Ontology annotation, biological process: UTP biosynthetic process; GTP biosynthetic process; CTP biosynthetic process. Bases 319 to 1506 code for a protein of 395 amino acids. Gene Ontology annotation, molecular function: ATP binding; nucleoside diphosphate kinase activity. The record is from RefSeq and is a predicted model, not a curated record. The transcript is spliced from 14 exons. Gene Ontology annotation, cellular component: centrosome. NCBI's taxonomy places the organism in Eukaryota, Metazoa, Chordata, Mammalia, Rodentia, Muridae.